AUGACUAGGAGCCUGCAAACAUCCCUUACACGAAACAAACGCUCGCCUUAUACCAAGGUUGAGGUCCUCAUUCUCAAGUUUGCAUCAAGUGAUCUGGACCAUGAUCUGCGUCCCGAGGUUGAUCAGAUUAAGGCCGCUUUCACAUCGCUUAAUUACGACGUUAGGGUGCUUGACAUUGAAAUGGAAUAUUCUUGGAAUCACCUCAAGAAAGACCUGGAAUGCUUCUUGCGGGUGCCAUCGAAGAACGAAGAGACGUUGCAGAUCGUAUACUACUGCGGGCAUGGAGGUCAUCAGCCAACAAGUGAGCAAAAUCAAGAGGCUACUCUCGUGCUAUCCAGUCAUCGCCGCAGCAAACAUGCCGCCUUCGUCUGGUGGGCCAAUAUAAGCGAUCUUAUCAUGGAGUCGCAAAGCGAUACACUUGUCUUCCUGAACUGCUGUGACGCAGGCCUUGCGGCUUCUUCUACCAAGAGGGAUACCGAUCCCUCCAGCAAGUAUCGGAAGACGCUUAUCGCAGCUGGUGGCUGGAACACGAAAGUUCACCACCACUUCUUUGAUCCUCUAUGCAACAUCCUGUCCCGAAUUGCAAGGACAGGCGAGUCCAUUUCGACAGAAACACUCAAGGAUAAGAUCAAUCGCGAACUCCUACCGCACAUCCGGAAUAAGGGAGGACCGCCACAAGCUAUCCUCCAUGGGUUUCUCAGGACAAGCCGGCGCACGAUUCAUUUUGCGCGCCUGAAGAACCAAUCGGACCCCGAGCAAGGACCUAAACGCUUGCAAAAGAACGACCAACUCAUCAUGGAGAAUAUUUGGGUCCGUGAACACCAGCGUAUCAAGCAGGUAAUGGGGCGGGAACAAAAGCGACGCCCCCAGCGGGUAUCUGGAGCGUUUGCUGAAGGGUUGCAGACGUCAUGGGUACAACCGCCACUCAACCAAACUUCUUGGAGCUCGCAUACAUUGGUCUGGGAAUGGCUACAAGGCUUACCCACUCGUACAUAG
Messenger RNA from Didymosphaeria variabile, 996 nucleotides. RefSeq lists its product as uncharacterized. The transcript is spliced from 2 exons. The coding region runs from base 1 to 996 and encodes 331 amino acids. NCBI's taxonomy places the organism in Eukaryota, Fungi, Ascomycota, Dothideomycetes, Pleosporales, Didymosphaeriaceae. The record is from RefSeq and is a predicted model, not a curated record.